Leptinotarsa decemlineata (Colorado potato beetle) is the source of this 778-nucleotide messenger RNA. Its product is annotated as beta-1,3-glucan-binding protein. Gene Ontology annotation, molecular function: hydrolase activity, hydrolyzing O-glycosyl compounds. The record is from RefSeq and is a predicted model, not a curated record. Gene Ontology annotation, biological process: carbohydrate metabolic process. NCBI's taxonomy places the organism in Eukaryota, Metazoa, Arthropoda, Insecta, Coleoptera, Chrysomelidae.
GUGUACAAACCCGCAAUUUUACGGCUGCAUCCGCACUGGUACAGCAACAAAUAUAGUCAAUCCCAUCAAAAGUGCCCGUAUUCGUAGCCUUCAUUCGUUUUCAUUCAAAUAUGGAAAGAUCGAAGUCAAAGCCAAACUACCUACAGGGGACUGGUUAUGGCCAGCUAUCUGGAUGAUGCCAACUUACAACCAAUAUUCCUCAUGGCCAUCUUCGGGAGAAAUAGAUAUAAUGGAGUCUCGAGGAAACAAACAUUUAGUUAAUCCCUACGGCACCAACAUUGGAGUUGAACAAAUCGGAAGCACCCUCCACUUUGGCCCCAACCCAAACUACAACAAAUAUUCAUUGACUCAUUACGAAAAAAAUAAUGCAACAGGCUAUGACUCAGAUUUUCAUAACUAUCAGUUGGAGUGGACAGAGAAUGCGUUGACUUUCUUCGUAGAUGACGAGGUGGUAGGUACCGUUACGCCACCCAGUGGAGGAUUUUGGGAGCUCGGAAGGCUGGCUGAUACUGGUCUGGAUAAUCCAUGGAAGAGAAAUUCAAAAAUGGCUCCAUUCGAUCAGGAAUUUCAUAUCAUACUGAACCUUGCUGUUGGGGGUGUGGCAUUCUUCCCAGAUGAUGGUAAUAAUCCUGGAGGAAAACCGUGGAAGAAUGAUUCUCCUAAAGCGGCAACUGACUUCUGGGAAGGUAGAGAACAGUGGCUGCCUANUAUUGAAAAGUUUGAUUAUGCCUUCUCUCAAAUUUUCUCCAUCAGUUUCCUGGUAAUUGAAGAUUCGUAG